Paramecium octaurelia is the source of this 8193-nucleotide messenger RNA. Lineage: Eukaryota; Ciliophora; Oligohymenophorea; Peniculida; Parameciidae. The record is from the annotation of a GenBank genome assembly.
AUGAUAAUUUUUAUCGUUCUUUUGUUUGAGCAACUUCUACUGCCAACUAGUAAGAUAAAAUAUAUGAUUAGAAUGCAAAUAUUUGGUUUUAACAGAUGUAACUAAAGAAAGUGCAGGAAGUUUAUGGUCAGACGAAACCUUAAGCCUACCACUAGCAUUCUGUACGAAUGGGUUAGCAGAAAACUACAUAGGGGUAGACACUAGUUUAAGUUCAAUCUAUUGGAAGAGAAUAUUUACUCUUCCAAAAACAAGCAGAGCCUACGUAUAUUUUGAGUAUUCUAUCUCUGGAAAUUGGAAUAAUGAUGAAUUGUAGGUCUUUGCAAACGAUUAAAAAGUAUACUCCUAGAAAUUCAAACUUACCGAUUCCAAUAGGAAUUGCAUUGAAAAGUAUUUAGUUCGAUCAAUCAUAGAUUGCUUUAUGAAUCCCAAGCAUACUUUGUUAUCAAUAUGCGAUUUGAUGCUUUGAAUUUCGAGAUAAAAGUCAGUGCUCCAAACCUGGGAAUUUAUAUAAAAAAUUUGGUCCUUUUGCAACAACAGCAAAGAGGGAGAAACGAAAUCCUGCAAUUCAUUGACUAUAUCCCAACAUGUAGUCCAAAUAACUACUUUUAACAAUAUUAUUGCAAAUGCAAAGGCGACUUAGUUUAUUAAUCAAAUUUAUGUAUAGCAACAUGUGGAUAAAACUAUUUGUAUGACUCCACUGAGAAGUACUGUUAUUAAAAAGACUAUUGUACAGCAUGUGCAGGAACAUAAACAACAUUAACAUGUGACACAGGCUAUUACAAAUAUUAGGAAUCUGAUAUUACUUAAUCUAAUUGUGUUAAAAGAUGUCCAAAUAGUUAUUAUCAAGAUGAGACGACCAAAACUUGUACUAGUAUGCAAGCCUACCUUUAAACUAAUCAAAAUGGAGGAAGUAAAUAAUUAAAAUAUAUGAUUUAGACUAAGUUGACCAUUACUACUUCUUUACUACAAUACCAGAGUUCUUGCACUUUUAUACUUACAACGAUUUUAUGGUAACUGUUGUGUCAACCCCUGAAAAAAUAAGGGAGAGAGCCUUUUUUUAUUACAGCGGUAGUUUUUAUGUAGGCUCAUUCGAAACAUUCUAAUCCCAAAAGGUGUAGAUCACACAAACCAUUCAGAAGUCAUAGCACAAGUUAAGAUUCAGGGCAAUAGCUCAUUUUCUUGAUUUCAACCCUUCUAAAUUCGAUGUCACAAUAAAUGGUGUAAAAUAAACUGCGGCAGUCUUACAAGUGGAUAGCAUCAACAGAUUGUCCGCAUCGACAUCAGAUUAUAUUGCAUAUCUUGAUUACACUUGGCAAAGGACAGAAUUAUACCCAUUAACUUUAAAUACCAUCCUGUUUGAAAUUGAAUAAACAUAAUAAGGAGGAGAUUAUAUUGGUGUCUUCUACUUGGAUGACAUCCAUAUUUUUUAAUUUGAAUGCCAAACAGGAUGUAAUUCCUGUUAUACUUAUGCACUUUGUACUCCAUGUCUGUUUCCAGCAAACAAAAACCCUGCCGAUUGUACCUGUCUGACAGGAUACGCUAUGUUGAAUAAUUAAUGCAUAAGUAAUACAUCAAUUGAAAUUAGCUUGUCCCACUUAUUGCACUACUUGUGUAACACCUGGAGUGUGUGUAGAUUGUUUGGCCUCGACAAAGAGAAUUAACACUCCUAGUUGUGAUUAAUGCCCAGUUAGUUAUUAUAUGAGUUCUGGAAUUGCAGAUUGUUAACCUUGCUAAACUGGAUGUUAUUCAUGUACAGUUGGAACUGCAUGUGUAUAAUGUGCAAAUGGAUACUUUAGAAAUCAGUCAAAUUAGUGCACUACAUAAUGUCCAGAUGGAUAAUUCAAUGAUUCUAGUAAUGUAAAUGAUCCAAAAUGUAGUAUUUGUGACAACAAUUGCUUAAAAUGUUAAACAACAGCUACUAAUUGUAUUGGAUGUAAAGGAUUGGCUAUUCUUGUUUCUGGUCAUUGUUAUUUAUGUUCUGAAGGUCAAUAUCUAUCAGGCACAACCUGUGUAAAUUGUAUUGGUGGUUGCUAAAUAUGUUCAACUGUUACCUGUACAACAUGUUAAGAUUCCUAUUAUUAUAAAUCAUCCACGAAUGAAUGUCUUUCUGUUUGUGACCCAGGAUAUUUUGGAAAUACAACGACUAAAACAUGUGAUCCAUGUGAUCCCAAUUGUCUAACAUGCUUAGGAGGUACUAAUAAGGACUGUUUAACUUGUUCAGGAGGUAAAGUACUUAAUGUUUAAAGUGUCAUUAGUGGAGAAUGUCAAACAAAUUGUUUGGUUGGAUUCUACAAGGUAGAUAAUGGAUGUUCUAAAUGUUGGAAAGGGUGUUCUGCAUGUUAGGACUAAACACAAGCUUGUUUGACUUGUGCAAGUAAGUUUUAUAGAUUGAAAACUGACAAUUGGUGUUAUGAAACUUGUCCUGAUGGAUAUUAUAAUAACAAAGUUGGGUGGCUUUGUUCACCUUGUAAUAGUCAAUGCAAAACCUGCUAUGGAUUUUCUGAACUCACUUGUCUAUCAUGCAAUGCUCCAUUGGCUUAUUAUCAGAAUGAAUGUUUGGUAGAAUGUUAUGAUGGAUAUGGCAGUAUAAACAAUAUAUGUUAACCAUGUGCAGCUAAUUGUAAGAGUUGCUUUGGUACAUUGCCAAAUGAAUGUCUUGCUUGUAUGACUGGAUUUUAUACACUUAAUAAUCAAUGUUAUGUUAAAUGUCCCAGAUCAUUUAUUGGAAUCAGACCUUAGUAUAUUUGUAAAUGUAUAUAUGACAAUUGUGUAACUUGUACAUCCACCUAGUUCUUCUUGGAUAAUUAAUGUUAUGAUACCUGUCCAACUGGCUACUUUGGAUUCAAUUCAUUGUGCAUCAAAUGCGACGUCACUUGUGGAACUUGCUUUGGAGAAGGCCUAGAUGAAUGUACAACUUGUAAUAGUGGAUUGGUUUUAUACAAAAACACCUGCAUAACAGAAUGUCUGGGAAAUCUGUAUCAAGAUGUUCUAGCUAAUGAGUGUAAAUUAUGUCAUACUGAUUGCACUGCAUGUACAGGACCCAACAAUAAUUAAUGUACUGCCUGUCCAACUGAGAAAUUAUUGACAAUAGAACAUUCUUGUUAGGUUUAAUGCACAGAUGGUUCAUAUCCUGUAGUCAAUGAAUUGCGAUGCUAUCCUUGUCAUGCCACCUGUAAAACCUGCUUUGGACCUGCUGAUGAGAAUUGCUUAAGCUGCACCAACCUAUUUGAAGCCAAUAAAUGUGUCAGUACUUGUUCAGUGGGAUUUACAAUCAACGCUACAGGUACUGCAUGUGAUUCUGAUUUCCCACUUACUAUUUCAGUUUGCUCUUAUUAGUGCAAGACUUGUGAAUUAGCUCCAAGGUUCUGCAAGUUAUGUUCAGGUAAUCGUGCUCCCAAUCCUCCGAAUUGUGAUUGUGAAGCUGGUUAUUUCGAUGAUGGAGCCAAUGCCAAUUGUCCUAAAUGUGCUAACAAAUGCUCGACUUGCAAAGGAUUAGCCACACUAUGUCUGAAAUGCAAAGGAGAUAGACUUCUACCUUCAUGCAAUUGUCCAGAGUAUUAUUAUGAUGACGGUGAGUCAGUCAAUUGUGUAAAAUGUCAAGACAAUUGUAAAACCUGUGAUGGCAGUGGAUGUACUUCAUGUUUAGGUGAUAGAAUUACUGUUCCUACUUGUGUUUGUCCUGAUGGGUACUUUGAUAGCUAUCAAAUGUAUUGUACUCAAUGUGCGAAAAAGUGUAUCACCUGCAAUGGAUCUGCAGAACUUUGUACUAAUUGCUCAGGAAUUAGAGUUAGUUCACCUAUUUGCGGUUGUCCAAAUGGGUACUUUGAAAACUCUGAUCUAGACUGUCAACAAUGUGAUUCAACUUGUAAAGAUUGCAAUCAAUAUGGAUGUCUAUCAUGUUUUGGAAAUAGAGUGGGUCCAAUCAACGGAGAGUGUAAAUGUGAUACGAAAGGUAUCAGUAGAUUCAGCAUUGGAUCAGUCUAUUGUACUGAUUGCUCUCUGGGAGUACCAUACUUUGGAUUGAAUGAUGAAUUUACUGGAUUCACUAUUGAUUUUGGUGGCUCCGUUGCUUUGUAUGGUUCCUUAACAGGAGAUUCAGAUAGCUUUUGCAGUGCCAUUUUCGAUGAAGACACUUUAUCUUUGCUUGGAACCAAGCCUGUUUGCAAUGAUGACCUCUCUAUAAUUUUUGGAGACAACCCUACAAUCCAAGUUGGAGAUACCAUUUAACUCAAGCCCAUAUUUCUAUUACAAGGAUGUGGUUACAGAUUUUUGUAAAUCCUACCAAAUACCUUAUAAAUACCAACUACCAUAGAUUAGUCUACUCAUAAACCAUCAGUCAGAUUCACAGAUGUUACUUCUCCAAAUGUGUGUUAACCAUUAACUAUAAAAUUCGAAGAGUUAUUUUACAAUGGAAAAUAGAAAUUUAAAAUUUUAUCUUGGAAUCAAAUACUCCCAGUAGCUGUAGAUCCAGUUAUAGCCACAAUACUGUCGAGUAAUAAAUUAAAUAAUAGUGACACUUUAAUAUUCCCAGAUAGGCUGUUCUAAUCUGGUGUUCUAUAUAAAUUUGGAGCUCAGGUUGAGAGUUUUGCUAAAUUGCAGAACCAACAGACCUUUUAAUUUUAGGCCUCGCAAUAAUCAACCAUUACUUUUAAAUAAGACACACUGAUUGCUCAAUACAACAGGUUUUAGAACAUCAAAAUCCCAACGAAAAUCUCAUAUGCUAAUUGUGUAGAGAAGAAUCCUCCAUAACAGUUGUUAUAUUAUGAGAUAAUAUUGAAAAAUACAAAGAAGAAACUCUUAAAUGGGACAUUGACAGAGAAUUUAUUGGAUGGAUUCCAAUUGGAUGUUCCAAUAGAAUUUCCACCCUUUUAUUUCAACUUCACGAAUCCUUAUGUUCUGGUGUUCAAUACUAAGUUAACUAGACCCGACUACACAGCCACCAGCUAAAGCACAUUUGAAAUAUUCAUCGUUCCUUCCUCGCCUGUCUUAACAAUAGCAGGAGGUAACAGAAUGUUGGGAUUCACAUAAGAAUUGUUCUUAAAUACAACAAUAACUGAUCAAGAUUUAACAGCUGAAGAGGCCGCUAAAAUGACAUAUACAUGCAAUUGGAUAUGUGAGGACAUCGUAAAUGGGACUGCAUGUCAGAAUCAGAUGAAUGAGACUCUUGUUUUUGAUAACAAUUGCAAUUAGUAUCUUCCUCCCAGGACAUUUGAACCCUAUAAGGCUGUUAAUUUUUAGGUGGAGAUAUUAAAGGAAAAUGUUAACUACUCAACCAAGGUUUCCAUCCAACUUAUCGAAUUAGAUUUGCCUGCUUUGACCAUCUAGGGAGCCGACCCUUUAGAACUCCACAAUUAUUACGAUGAAUUCAUCUUCAAACUUACUUAUCCAGGCAUUGACCCAGAUGUGUUGAUGUAUGCAGGGGCUGUGAUUUAUGAUCAGGUGGUAUAGGCAACAUUUCAAUUCUAUUAUUUGGAUUUUAAAUUCAAAAUUCAGGAUUAUUUCACUAAUUUUGAUGUAGCCAAAGGAAAUGCUGGUAGAUUGAGAUUAUCUGUCUAUGACCCUCGAUUCAUUAUGCCAUCAUUGAAUACUUAAAUGUUAACUCUAAAUAUACCACCUUAGAAGUGCGAAUUAAGUUAUAAGAGGAAGGAGAGCUUUGUCGAAUUCCUAGACUAUCUCGAAGUGAAUGUCAUAAAUUGUAAUGACGUAGAUACUCCAUUGAAAUAUUCUGUUAUGCUAUUUCCGAAUUAGUCAAUCUACAAAUCAGAUCUUGAAAACUCAAAAUUCUAUCAUUACCUACUUGUGAUUCCUCCACAGUUAACUUCCAGAUUUAACCUAACACUCCCUUAUGCCAACAGUGAUGACAGUCUCAUUGUUGUGAACAUCUAAGAUUAAUAAGGUGGAAUCGCCAACAUCACAGAACCUCUACAAAUCAAGCAGUACGCAAAUUUAAGUGAGGACAACAUCAGAAAUUAUCAACUUAGAUUACAGAGCUUCGAUGAACGAUUGAUAGGUUAUCGCAUCAUCACGGACCGACUUACCUAAUUAAGUGGGUUGAUUGAUUAUAAGGAAGAAUUGCUUAAUGAAUUGCUGGCCAUCGAUAAGAACGAUUCCUUCCUAAGCAAUCAAACUGAAACCCUCUACCAUUCAUUAUCGAGUAUAUUGAGUCAGAAUGUAAGUCUGAUUUCUCUUAAUGAAACUCACUUGCUGAAUUAGUUAAACGUUAGGAUAAAGUUGGCAGCAACAGAACUAGUAAAGUUAACCGAAUUGUAACAUAACAAUAAAUUGACUUCCCUGUUAAAUAUAGAGAAAAACAAUUAUGUUAAGUAAUAUUACACAUACACCAAUAUCCUCUCAUCCUAUAUUAAUUACAGAGUCAAUAAGAAUGAAACUGCAACAGAAAUCCAGGCCCAACUUGAUUCCAUGAUCAAUUACUUAUAGGAUAUUAGUGUGGCCAAUGAACCUAUGUACAAAGUGUCAUCUAAUUCAGUCAAUAUGAACUUUGGAUUCCUAACAUCAAAACUCGCAAAUGAAGCUACUGGCUCAGCUAUCAAGGAUAGUAGUAAAACUAGAUUAUUAGAAGCAGAGGCUGACACCUCAAAUUCAAAUUAUAGCAGCACAACCAAUUUCUUCAAAUUCUCACAGACUCGCUUCAUUGAUAAUCCCUUCUACAGUGCUGUUGGGUUCCCUAAAAACAGCACUGGCUAUUAGGCUGUCGAUCCUAAAUUGGCCAUCCAGAAUGCAGUAGAUAAAACAAAGAAUAUCACAUCCAGUAUGAAGAUGAAAUUCCCAACUAACAAACAAUUACCUACAAACACUUCAACUAAAUGCAUCGCUCAAGUAGACUCUGGGAGCUGGAAUGCUGAUGUCUGUAAAACUAAAAAGGCUGAAGGAGAAACUAUUUGUGAAUGCGAAUCCCUCAAUCCAACUUCAAUCAUGGAAUCCUUAGACUACUUGCUUGACAAAGCCUCACAAGUAUAUUCAUUGGACACUCUACUUGCAUUUGCAUCAUUCCCCUUUUACAAAACCAUUGUAUUUUACUUCUACCUACUAAUGACUGGAGGCUAUGCCUAUGUAGUCUAUUGGGGAAUGAAGGUAGAUCAAGCCAUGUACACAAGGAUAGCAAUUGAAAAAGAAGCCUUGGAAUAGAAGAUUAAAGAAGAAGAGGACAAGCUAAAGGAACAAGAAAAGAAAUAAGAGGAAGAUUAGAAAGAAGAAAAUGAUGGAGCUGUGCACAUUGAACACAUUGAUACAUAAAACGAUGCCAAUCAAAGCAAAGCCAUUCUCGAGCAUUAAGAGUUUGAUGAUGUACCAACCAACAAUGAGGGUUAAAACACAAUCUUUAAUAGAAACAGAAUGCCUUAAGAAUCCAAGGAUGGACCAAUAGGAACGAGAGGACAGGUGCCUACUUUGAUAGAUAUUAAUGAUCACACUUAGUUGAUACGCCCGAGAAGGAAUUCAGUUCAUGGAAGUGUAUAAGUGAUUCCCUCUGCUGACAAUGCACAUGUAGCAGUGGAUGUUUAAAAUGCCACAGUUAAUUCUCAAAUCUCUCCCUAGAAUAAGGUUGAGAAUGCCGAUAAUCCACUUCAAAAGGAACCUGAAGUCACAAAGAAACCGCAGGAGGAUAUUGUUUAAUAAUCCAUCUCCAAGUUAAAAGCUUACAUAGAAUAUCUAAAGUAUUUCCAUUAGAUCUUGUCUAUUGUGUAUAAGGAUGAUGAGGAAAAACCUCGGGGUCUCAGAGCAUCAAUUGUCUACACUAGUAUUAUGGGUAGUUUGGCUGUGCUCUUUGUCUUUGGGCAACCAAAUAAUAUCAGUCUCACCCUGACUCUGGCUUUGCUAACUGCUCCUGUCAAUAAAAUUUAUUAAGUCAUACUUGAGAAGAUGUUGGCACACAAGAAGAAGUCAGUAAGAAUCGGAGGUGCUUUUGUAAUGAUAGUCACUGCUGGAUUUAUAUCUUAUACUAUGCUUGCAGGUUUAGUGCUAAGUGGUUCAGUGGAAACAGCCAACCAAUGGAGUUAUAUUUUUAUCGGUACCUUCAGUGCAGACAAUCUGCUUUAUUCUCCAAUUCAGUUGGUCCUUUAAUAUGGUGUUCAUAUGGGAUUGAUUAAUAUGCCAGCGAUUUAAAGAUUAAUGAACAAAUUAUUGGAUUCUAAAGCUAAGGAAUUCCUUAGAAAAAUAUUUACUAGAAGAAGAUGA